Messenger RNA from Penicillium daleae, 693 nucleotides. Its product is annotated as GNAT family N-acetyltransferase. The record is from RefSeq and is a predicted model, not a curated record. NCBI's taxonomy places the organism in Eukaryota, Fungi, Ascomycota, Eurotiomycetes, Eurotiales, Aspergillaceae. The transcript has a single exon. Gene Ontology annotation, molecular function: acyltransferase activity, transferring groups other than amino-acyl groups. The coding region runs from base 1 to 693 and encodes 230 amino acids.
AUGUCAACUGAUCCUCUCGAGUACGUUUUCUUUCGCAUCGCGAAAGACAGUACGAUCGUGUCAUCGGCCAUAAAGUACAAACAGCUGCGCCUCCAAGCCCUAUCCGUUGCACCGACCUCUUUUUCCUCGACCUACGAGAUCGAAUCUUCCUUCCCAGAUACGGAGUGGGUUAACCGCCUCUCAGCAAACUGGAAGGAGACAUUCAUAUGUGCUGCGAAACCAACACAAACCAACCUAUCAGACUCGCAAAUUCAAGAGCAGAGCACAUGGGUGGGCCAGUUAACUUUGUGGGGCCCGCAGAGCCUAGAGGACUUCAUACUACCUGAGGAAUCUGGUCAGAAGAAGCCAAGAGAUGAAGGAGACCAGGAACUCUGGCAGAUGCUCAGCUUGUUCACUCUGCCCAAUCACCGUGGCCGCGGUCUUGGGAAGAGGUUGUGCCAGGAGGCGUUGAGUUACUUAGCUUUAUAUCAGGGUUCUCCACGUGAGGUCUGGGUGCGGUUGAUGGUGAAGCCGGAAAACCAUGCAACAGUAAGCUUGUAUCGGGGGCUAGGGUUUGUGGAAGCUGGGAAGUGUACUCUUGCUGAGGCAUUGGUUGCGAACGGAGAUAAAGAUCUGCUACCAGAAGACAUCAGUGGGGAGAAAUACACUUUGAGAAGGGGGUUGAUCAUGAUGUUAGAGAUCUGUCGCUCGUGA